CGCUAUCUCUUGGAGCAGCCGGUCUCCUGACUGACUCGGAGGGACUCUCCUCUUCUCCGCCACACACCCACUCUCCCAGCACCGCCUCUAGGUAUGGUAUAUCAAUAGGACAAGUUUUAACGGAAGACUACACUUCAGCAAGCACAACCCGCAGCCGCUCGCACGACUGUGCACACCUCUGAAAGCUUGUCGCAAACGACCAAUUAUCAGACCACAGUACCAUCCAAUCGCCACGGCUGCUAAUUGACUACCAGUACACCCAAAUCUACGUAUCCAGCAUGUUCCGGACGGCAGCAAAGAAGAUCGCGCACAACUCGACGCUGCCUGUGCUCGGAGGAAACAAGGACCUCCGUGCGUUACAGGAACUGAUCACAGCUGAGAAAGCUGUGCUCAACUCACUGCAGAGGCUGAGCGCUGAUAUUGCGAGAGCGUCGGAGGCGCUGAAGGCAUGGGGAAUGGGUGAAGGCGACGACUUAGGGGACACGCUCUCCGCGUCUUGUGCACUCUAUUUGCACUUCUCCGAUGCGCUGCAAGUCUUCGCAAAUCACCACGGUUCUGUACGUGAACAAAUGAAGUCAGUGCGCACGCGAGAGGAACGCCUGGACGAGCUUCGACGCCGACGCAAGUCUCUCGCCGCUGAAGCCGAAUCCGCCGAGAAGAAGCUCAGCAAGAUGGGCCCGGACAGCAAGAACCUGCAGACACAAAUGGAUCACCUCAACAAGUUGCGAGAAGAGAUCCGGAUUAUGGACACGGACAUCAUGGCAGAGGAGGCCAGUCUCAGCGAUUACAAGCGGUCCACGUCGAAGGCGUGGCUGGGUUACAAGUUCGGAGGGCUCGUGGAAUGCUGCGAGAAGGGCAUCAUCAUUGCCGAUCACGGUAGAUUGGUUAUUGCAGAAAUACCUCUUGACAGGACGGAGCCUGGACUCCCUCGAGCAUACUACAACGGCUACAGUAACACGGAGAACCUCGUUACCGAUGCGCGUCGUGCGCUCUCGACUGUUAGCUUCUCCCAAGAGCCUAAUCUCGGCGGCCUCGUUCGUUCUGCCGAUCCAUACGACAACUCGGACAUAGCAUCCCUCCCACCAACACAAUAUGGAUUUGCGCCCACUUCUCAAGCGGGCGACACCAGCCGGCGCACCUCUGUAGUCAUGCCCGCUCCCACUGGCGACGCCAGCCUCUCCGACACAGCGUCCACCAACGGCCAAAUGCCGCGCUCACCCCUCGCCGGCGGGUAUGGCGCUCUCUCGCUCGCGCCCUCCAGCCCGUUCAUGGCCCCCAGCAACCAGUCGCUCUCGUAUGUUGACAUCGCCGCUCCCAUGCCGCCCCCCGCAGACACCGGGGAAUUCGGGGCCCUCCCGCAGGAGCCGUACUCGCCGCGUAUGAGCUCGAUGCGUUCGCCUGAGGAUCGCGACCGCCUCACGGGUGCGCGGGUCUCGCGCUUCUCCACCGUCCCCGCGCUCGGCGGCCCGCGCCCCCCACGCGACUCGCGGGUGUACGCGUCGUCCCACGCGAACGAACGCCCGCCAUCACUCGACGUCCAGCGGCCCCAAGACGACUUCUCGUCGAGCAUCGCCCAGGCACUUGAGGACAAAUUCAACCCCAAGUCGGGCGCGAAUGGCGGUGAGAAGGGGGGCACCCAGGAGAGUAGGCACACGUCGCACUCGUCGCCGCCGCCAAUGUACACGUCUGUUGUGGGGCAUGCCGGCGAGGACGACGUGCAGCUGGCGUACAUGUCUCCGGAGGACGAGGCGGAGACGUCGCCUGAACGGCGGAGCAGGGAGGACAGGAAGGUCAAGUUUGAGCCCUCGGGUGGCUUUGCGGACGACGUGCUGAGUUCCAGCCAGGUGGCGGAGCAGACGGCCCAGGGUGACGGGCGUCGGAGCUUUGAGCAGUCCGAGCGAUUGUCAUCAAAUGCAGCAGUACCUCCAACAAGCAAUACCCAGGCACCGGCCUCUUACGUUCUGUCUCCGCCGUCUGCACAAGUGCCGGCACCACCCGUUGAUCAGCGAACCCAAGACGCCGACGCAGCGCGGGAGGUCUCGCGGGAGAUCGACGCGCUCAUGUCAAGCUCCGCUCUGACAAGUACCAUCCCGGAGCCGAGCCAACGGACGCCCUCUCCGCUUAUUCCGCCUCAGGCACCGUUUGCUCGCCGCACUGUCUCCCCUCGACCUCCGAUGGACGCCGCCAUUCCGCCUCCCGGCAGCCCACGCGUCAGCACGGGAGGUGGCUCGCAGUUUAGCGGAUACACACGCGAACGGGAUCGCUCGCUUGCAUCGCCAACGAGCUCGCUCGCACAGUCGUCUGCUGAGGAUCGGGAGCCCGCGUCCCCAGUGUCGUCUCGAUCCCGAGUGAGCGGCGACGGGCCUCCGACAGCCGUACCCGCCAUUGCUCUUCAACGUCCAUCGCCCUCUCCCUCGUCAUUCUCCGUAAACACCAACAUGACAGCAUACAGGUCGACGCCCCAGUCGGAGUACGCCUCGCCGCUCUCUUCGCCGCUCCCCACGCCGACUGCCCCAGGGUCGUUCUACUCGCUGCCCGCAGCGUCCGCAUCAGGCAAGAUUUCCGCGGCUGCCUUCAGGAGGCAGGCUCGUAGCCCUAGUAUACCCGCAGUGCCCGGUUCCGAUGCGCCAAAUGUGGACACAGGCCCGCUGAUGGUGAAGAAGCGACCGCUGCCCUCGUCGCCGUCAGGAAACACUGCGCCCGGUGCCGUCAGGCAGUCUAUACCGCGCGUGCCCUCGGCACCCCUCUCCAGCCGUGACUCGCUCGAUGCUGGGGAUGGGAGUGGACGCUUCCGUUCGACGUCUGCGGCGCAGGCUUUUGGGGAUCGAUCGUCGCGUGGUGGUCAAGAAGUCGCGGGGAGUGACGACGAUUAUGAUUACAUCUCGGCGUAUACUGGGCCGGAGGGACGUGAGUCUGGAGGGUAUGAACAUGGGAAGUUCGCGACCAAUCUCGAAGAUGGGAGAAUGAGUCUGCGGUAGCGCAGAAGCAUAACAAGUGUUCUUUUUAGCAGUGUAUCGGCUGCUGCUCGACUGGGCCGGUGUUUCAUUCGGUCCACAAAUUAUUUAUGUCCCCAUCACUGGAGCCGUUGUCGGACUCCCCAGUUGAGAGUCUGCACAUGCCGAAAUUGAAGAUCGGCUCUCCGUGGCCACAACUUCUGCUUAGCGGCCGGGGACAGCAGCUGGCUGUGCAUCAUUACGCCCAGCUACAAUCAUUACACAAUCCACAUUGUAUGGUAAGUAC
Messenger RNA from Fomitopsis serialis, 3240 nucleotides. Its product is annotated as Eisosome component PIL1-domain-containing protein. The coding region runs from base 279 to 2978 and encodes 899 amino acids. The record is from RefSeq and is a predicted model, not a curated record. Gene Ontology annotation, molecular function: lipid binding. NCBI's taxonomy places the organism in Eukaryota, Fungi, Basidiomycota, Agaricomycetes, Polyporales, Fomitopsidaceae. Gene Ontology annotation, cellular component: plasma membrane; eisosome filament. The transcript has 6 exons. Gene Ontology annotation, biological process: endocytosis; eisosome assembly; negative regulation of protein kinase activity.